ACGACGCUCUUAGAGAAACGAUGCCGAUUCUUGUCACACACCAAUUCAUCCAAACGACCGAACUAUAUCUUGCCACGUAUCAUUGCGUUGGGGGAUCAUCCGACAACAGAGCUGCAAAUUUGCUACGUUCAGUAAAAAUUUCCCGUAUCUCUAAAACGACGUCGCAAAUCAAGGUCGGAGCUGGAAAGUAAACAAGGCGGUAAGGUUUAUGUACAUAACGCAAAGCGGGGCAAUCUGCGUGGAUUGUCUGAACUCUGAAGUCUGAACCUUCCUCCAUUUCUAGAAAUCGGAAGAACAAUUCCUUGUGCUGUCCAAGCAUACACAGAGAAAAAGGAACAGAGCGUUCGAUAGGGAGCAGCUAUGGUGAAAGUGCGCAUGAACACGGCCGACGUGGCCGCUGAAGUCAAGUGCUUGCGAAGGUUAAUCGGCAUGCGAUGCUCCAAUGUCUAUGAUCUCUCUCCCAAGACGUAUGUAUUCAAGCUAAUGAAUAGCAGCGGAGUAACAGAAUCAGGAGAGAGUGAGAAGGUUUUGCUUUUGAUGGAAAGCGGCGUCCGUUUGCAUACCACUGCUUAUGUUCGGGAUAAAAGCAACACACCUUCUGGGUUUACGCUAAAAUUAAGGAAGCAUAUACGUACAAGAAGGCUCGAGGAUGUGCGGCAGCUUGGAUACGAUAGAAUCGUUCUCUUCCAAUUUGGACUUGGUGCUAAUGCACACUAUGUAAUAUUAGAGUUGUAUGCUCAAGGAAAUAUUCUGCUCACUGAUUCUGAGUUCACUGUUCUAACGCUACUUCGGUCACACAGGGAUGAUGAUAAAGGGUUUGCAAUCAUGUCGCGGCAUCGGUAUCCUACUGAAAUUUGUCGAAUUUUUGAGCGAACAACUGCUGCAAAGUUGCAGGAAGUUCUUACAUCCUUUAAAGAGCUAGAUAAGAGCGAGCCUGUUAAAGAUGAUGAAAGUAACUUGACUGAUAAAACUAAAAAAGAAAAGCAGGGUAAACAUAAGGGUGGAAAAUCUUCUGAGCCAAGUAAAAAUACUGGCGAUGGAAAUCGUGGCAAGCAAGCCACAUUGAAGACUGUCCUUGGCGAGGCACUGGGUUAUGGUCCUGCACUUUCUGAGCAUAUGAUAUUGGAUGCUGAUCUGGCUGCAAAUACAAAAUUUUCUAAAGAUAAUAGGCUAGAUGAUGAUACAAUACAGGUUUUGUUCCAUGCUGUUGCAAAAUUCGAAGACUGGCUUGAAGAUGUUAUUUCAGGGGACAAAGUUCCUGAAGGAUACAUUUUGAUGCAGAACAAAAAUUUGAGCAAGGGCCGCACCCCAUCUGAAUCUGGAAGCACUUCUCAGAUCUACGAUGAAUUCUGCCCCAUGUUAUUGAACCAAUUCAGAACAAGGGAACAUUCAAAGUUUGAAUCAUUUGAUGCUGCAUUGGAUGAGUUCUAUAGCAAGAUUGAGAGUCAGAGAUCCGAACAACAACAAAAAGCAAAAGAGGACUCUGCCGUUCAGAAGUUAAAUAAAAUACGCCUGGAUCAGGAAAAUCGCGUGGUAACAUUAAGGAAAGAAGUAGACCACUGUGUUAGAAUGGCGGAAUUGAUAGAAUACAACCUAGAAGAUGUAGACAGUGCUAUAUUGGCUGUUCGUGUGGCUCUUGCAAAGGGAAUGAGUUGGGAGGACCUAACUCGUAUGGUGAAGGAAGAGAAGAAGUUGGGAAACCCUGUGGCUGGCCUAAUUGACAAGCUCUACCUAGAAAGGAACUGCAUGACAUUGCUUUUAAGCAACAAUCUUGAUGACAUGGAUGAUGAUGAAAAGACACUUCCGGUGGACAAGGUUGAAGUGGAUUUGGCACUUUCUGCACAUGCCAAUGCUCGGCGGUGGUAUGAACAGAAGAAAAGGCAGGAAAGCAAGCAAGAAAAGACUGUUAUAGCCCAUGAAAAGGCUUUUAAAGCUGCUGAAAGAAAGACUCGUCAGCAGCUUUCACAGGAAAAAUCUGUUGCCACUAUAUCACAUAUGCGUAAAGUUCACUGGUUUGAGAAAUUUAAUUGGUUUAUCAGCAGCGAGAACUAUUUGGUUAUUAGUGGACGUGAUGCGCAACAAAAUGAGAUGAUAGUCAAGCGUUAUAUGUCAAAAGGAGAUCUUUACGUCCAUGCAGAUCUUCAUGGAGCCUCUAGUACUGUAAUUAAGAACCACAGGCCUGAACAACCUGUACCUCCUCUCACUUUAAACCAAGCUGGAUGUUUCACAGUUUGCCACAGCCAGGCAUGGGAUUCAAAGAUUGUUACUAGUGCUUGGUGGGUGUACCCUCAUCAGGUCAGCAAGUCUGCUCCUACAGGGGAGUAUCUCACUGUUGGAAGCUUCAUGAUUCGUGGGAAGAAGAACUUUCUCCCUCCGCAUCCUCUUAUAAUGGGCUUUGGAUUGUUAUUUCGCUUGGACGAGAGCUCUUUGGGAUCACAUUUAAAUGAAAGGAGGGUACGUGGUGAGGAGGAAGGAUUGAAUGACUUUAAAGAAAGUGGCUCUGUCCAAGAAAUUUCCGAUUCCGAUUCAGAGAAGGAAGCAACAGGCAAAGAACACGGGGUAGAAUCAGAAAAUAUUGCUAAUGACUCGACUGUCUCUAAUGCUGAAGUCAUUGAUCCACAUAAAGUUUUUCAAGGAGGAACUGCUGUCAGUGGAGUCAGCACUGAAGAGAUGCCUGUUAUUGUUGGAAAUGGCGUUGCUUCUGUUACCCCACAACUUGAGGAUCUCAUUGAUAGAGCUCUUGGGUUGGGACCUGCUACUUUAUCUCAAAAAAAUUAUGAUGUGGAAACAUCCCAGGUUGAUCUGUCUGAUGAUCAUGAUCAUGAGGAAAGGAAAGCAAGAUUGAGAGAUAAACCUCAUAUUUCAAAAGCUGAAAGAAGAAAGCAAAAGAAAGGUCAGAAAAGUGGUGUUGGAGAUGCAAAAAAUGAGCAGGAGAAAGAAGAAUCAAAAGAAAUCGAUGUUUCUGUCAGUAGUCAACCUGAAAAGAGUAUUCAAAAUAACAAGGCAGGAGGUGGAAAAAUCAGUCGUGGGCAGAAGAGUAAACUUAAGAAGAUGAAGGAGAAGUAUGCAAAUCAAGAUGAGGAAGAAAGGAGCAUCAGGAUGGCUUUACUGGCUUCUGCUGGAAACACAUGCAAGAAAGAUGAAGAGACACAAAAUGAAAAUGCUGCUAUUAGCAAAGGGAAACCACCUGUUAUUGGUCCUGAUGAUGCUCCAAAAGUAUGUUAUAAAUGCAAAAAGGCAGGUCAUCUCGCUCGGGAUUGCCCCGAACAUCCAGAUGAUCAUUCAGGUAGUCGUGCAAAUGGUGGAACAGUCGAUAACUCUCGUGUGGGUUUUGACCAUGCCACUUUGGAGGCAGACAGGAUGGCCAUGGAGGAAGACGACAUCCAUGAGAUAGGUGAAGAAGACAAAGGGAAGUUAAAUGAUUUGGAUUACUUGACUGGAAAUCCCUUGCCUAGCGACAUUCUCUUGUAUGCUGUGCCUGUUUGUGGUCCUUACAAUGCAGUGCAGUCAUACAAGUACCGAGUGAAAAUUGUUCCUGGCACUGCAAAGAAAGGAAAAGCUGCAAAAACUGCCAUGAAUUUGUUCAGCCACAUGCCAGAAGCAACUAGCAGGGAGAAGGAAUUGAUGAAAGCAUGUACAGAUCCUGAGCUAGUUGCUGCAAUUAUCGGCAAUGUAAAGAUCACAGCUGCAGGCCUCACACAGUUGAAGCAGAAGCAAAAAAAAGGCAAGAAGAACAAAGAGGGAAAAUAGCAAAGUUCAGUUUAGCUAACGAGUUUGUAAAAGCAAAGCUCGAUGAAAAGAAGGCUGUAUAUCCUCACAGACUUCUAGGGAUAAAGUUUUGUCUUUGGAACAAUUACUCUGCUGUACAAAAAAAAAAAAAAAAAAAAAAAAA
Messenger RNA from Jatropha curcas, 3892 nucleotides. Its product is annotated as zinc knuckle (CCHC-type) family protein. The record is from RefSeq and is a predicted model, not a curated record. Gene Ontology annotation, molecular function: ribosomal large subunit binding; tRNA binding; zinc ion binding. Gene Ontology annotation, biological process: rescue of stalled cytosolic ribosome; ribosome-associated ubiquitin-dependent protein catabolic process. Gene Ontology annotation, cellular component: RQC complex. NCBI's taxonomy places the organism in Eukaryota, Viridiplantae, Streptophyta, Magnoliopsida, Malpighiales, Euphorbiaceae.